Bacillus rossius redtenbacheri is the source of this 1355-nucleotide messenger RNA. Its product is annotated as programmed cell death protein 7-like. The transcript has 6 exons. NCBI's taxonomy places the organism in Eukaryota, Metazoa, Arthropoda, Insecta, Phasmatodea, Bacillidae. The record is from RefSeq and is a predicted model, not a curated record. The coding region runs from base 4 to 1236 and encodes 410 amino acids.
AUCAUGUCGUAUCUGUCGAAUACGAGUGGGGUGCCCCCGACGGGACUACACCUUGGUAGCCCUCAUGCUGCCCCCUGCAGCGUGCCUCUUCCUGGUGCCCUGUUCUCCGUCCCUCCCCCGCCAAUGCCGCCCGCGAGCCCCGUGCUGUGGUGGGCGGAAGGCAGGGCUGGUGCACGAACGACCCAGGGGAACGCCCCGCCGGAGCAAGCUGUCUGCGACGAGCAGUGGCUCGGUGGUUGGCUGGCACAACGACGGAAGCCGGCGUCCCUGGCCCGCCCACGACCUCCGGCCAUGAAGAUUUUUGAAGCCAGCAAAAGCUUUAAGACAUCGUUGAAACUUGCAAAUGAACUACAGCAACUAUAUGACAAUAUGGAAUUGCAUUGCACCACUAUGUCUUGUGAAGAGUGGGCAGGAAAAUGGGAAGAAAUUGAGAAAACACAGAAGGAAGUAAAUAAUUGUCUGGCCAAGAUUACUAAUCCAGAUGUUAUCAGAAGUUUGAAGUUAGCUCUUUUGAAACGCAAAAAGAAACGUAUUUCUCAGAAAAAUGAAAGAGCUUGUUUCAAAAAGGAGAAAAUUAAGUCCGUAGACAAGAUACGACAGCUACACAAAAAAAUUGAUACCUGGUUGGAAGAUAUGCAGGAAUCAGUUGAACGUUCCAAGAGGGAGGAGAGCCUGAAAGUGGAGGCGGACCAGGUGCUGUCGGAAGUGACGCGCAAGAAGGCAGAGGCCCGCCGCCAGCUGGCGCUGCUGUCGUCGCUGUCGAAGCUGCGGCAGCUGAGGGCCAGGACGUGGGCCACUCGCGGGGAGAGAGUGUCCGCAGAGGCCGGAGUCCAGUUCGACAAAGUCAUAGACAGCCUGCGCAAGCUGUGGGACGACCAGCUGGAGGUGUACGGCGUGGAGGAGAGGGGGCUCAGGCUGAUGCUGGAAGGCGUUGUGGAGGAGAGGAACAGGAAGCAGGAGCGGCGGGAGAGGGAGAUCAUCCACCAGUGGGAACGGCUGCUCUUUGGCGACUCGAGGCGCCCGCGGGAGCCCGACCAUGCCCACGACUUUUUCUCUGUGGCGGAGAGGGAUUUGGAAGCUUUCGUCCACAUAAGAAAACAAUGGGACAAGUUCGUAGCACCAUCCGCGGCACCCAUGUCAUCCACCAUACCUGUAGGCUGGGUUCUCCCAGUGGGGCCCUCAUCACACCAGUGGGCUCAGUUACUGCAGAAAGACAACAAAAAUGUUAUGAAUUAACCCAAGCUUUAAUCAUUCUAAUCUAAUGCUUGCUUAUUUGUAUUUUUGAAUUCACAUCUUUGUCAACUGCUACAUUCCCUUUGUAUUUCUUCAAUAAAGGCAAUUUUGAAACUGCUUAA